GCAACUAGUAAAUGUCAAACUAUUUUGGUGAUAGUGACAUAAGGUUUUGUAAUAUCUAAUAUUACAUUGCCAGUUGGAUCUUUAUUUAUUUUUUUUCCAAGUCGUCACAGUGUUAAUUGUUUCUUAAAUAAGUUCAACGUAAAUAAUUAGAAAGUAUUUACCUAGAAAGUAAAACCACCUGUUAUCACUCCUUAUCAGGAAUUGUGAUAAGGGGUUGUGGUAUUAUUGUUGAUUAGCUGCCCAGCCUCUCAAAUGAGAUAAUUUCUUAUAUCACUGAGAAGGUCAAAGGUUAAAAUUUCUAUAUCAGGAAGGAUAUUGCUUCAAUUUUAGUUCAUUUAUUGUUUGGGCUCCGAGAUCUUCUUGGAGAAAUUUACUAUAAUGACAUCCACAAAAAUAAUUGAUUCCGACUGCAUAACUCUUACAAGAUAUGUGUUGGCGCAGCAGAAAAAAUGCCCUGACGCAACAGGCGAAUUAACUCAACUUCUGAAUUCAAUUCAAGCAUCUGUGAAAGCUAUAAGCUCUGCUGUCAGGAAGGCUGGAAUUUCACAAUUGUAUGGGAUGGCUGGUAAUACUAAUGUGCAAGGAGAAGAAGUGAAGAAACUGGAUGUGUUAUCGAACGAAUUGUUCAUAAAUAUGCUUAAGUCCUCUUACACUACCUGUUCACUUGUUAGUGAAGAAAAUGAAAACAUUAUACCAGUGGAUGCUGAGAGGCAAGGCAAAUAUAUUGUAUGUUUCGAUCCAUUGGAUGGAUCUUCAAACAUUGACUGCCUCGCUUCCAUUGGCUCAAUUUUCGCAGUAUUCAGGAAACCAGAUGGGCCUCUGCAAGACAGCGGAGCUUUGCAAUCAGGAAAUCAAAUUGUAGCUGCUGGUUAUGUAUUGUAUGGAAGUGCAACAAUGUUUGUGUUAUCACUUGGGAAAGGGAAAGGUGUUAAUGGCUUUAUGCUUGAUCCGGCUAUUGGAGAAUUUUUGCUUACUGAACCCAACAUGAGGAUUCCAGACAAAGGCAAUAUAUACAGUAUUAAUGAAGGUUAUUCUUAUCUUUGGGAUGAUGCUGUUGCUGAAUAUGUCUCAAGGAAGAAGAAUCCACAGUUUGGAAAACCAUAUGGAUCAAGAUAUGUUGGUUCCAUGGUAGCUGAUGUCCACAGAACAUUGAAAUAUGGUGGUAUAUUCAUGUACCCUGCGAACAAGACUUCUCCAAAUGGCAAGCUGAGAUUGAUGUAUGAAUGUAACCCGAUGGCUUUUAUUAUUGAAGAAGCCGGUGGAUUGGCGACUACAGGUAAAAUUCCUAUAUUGGAUGUAGUCCCAAAGGGAAUUCAUCAGAGAUGCCCAUGUUUUCUUGGUUCCAAAGAGGAUAUAAAAGAACUUCUUGGCAUUAUUGAAAAACAUCAAUAAGUUCCUUGUAUAAUAUUUUAUAUAUUUAUAAUUUUUAAUCUCAUUUGUAUAUGAAACAUAUUACAAACUAUAUUUUCAUACUUGGUUGUUGUUUAUUACUGUUCCAU
Messenger RNA from Nezara viridula (southern green stink bug), 1499 nucleotides. The record is from the annotation of a GenBank genome assembly. Lineage: Eukaryota; Metazoa; Arthropoda; Insecta; Hemiptera; Pentatomidae.